CCACAAUCACGCGCAAUAGAAUCUGGAACCCAACAAACAGUUGUACCUUUACAACAACCUUCUCAACAGAUACAACCAUCCUAUGCGUAUGUUGCAACGCAGACCUCUUAUACAUCUGUUCCUACACCUGCUCUUAAUAAUGCUACUACUGGUGAGCAAAAUUCAUUAUCUGGUACAGUUCAUCAAGGAUAUGCACCACAAGCGAAUAGCACACUUGCAUAUAUGCCGCAAUCCACCUAUGGUACCGAACUUGGUUAUCAAUACCAACCGCAAGUAGCACCACAGCACCAACAAUCUAGUUAUUAUCAAUCAUCAUCACAGAUUCAUCCUCAAACACAAUCUCAGAAAUUAGAAGAAGCACCACCAUUGAUUGAGCUUUAA
Racocetra persica is the source of this 381-nucleotide messenger RNA. The record is from the annotation of a GenBank genome assembly. Lineage: Eukaryota; Fungi; Glomeromycota; Glomeromycetes; Diversisporales; Gigasporaceae.